This is a messenger RNA of Poecile atricapillus (Black-capped chickadee), 3645 nucleotides long. RefSeq names its product fucosyltransferase 8 (gene FUT8). NCBI's taxonomy places the organism in Eukaryota, Metazoa, Chordata, Aves, Passeriformes, Paridae. Gene Ontology annotation, cellular component: Golgi cisterna membrane. The coding region runs from base 1261 to 2994 and encodes 577 amino acids. Gene Ontology annotation, molecular function: glycoprotein 6-alpha-L-fucosyltransferase activity; protein binding. Gene Ontology annotation, biological process: protein N-linked glycosylation. The transcript is spliced from 13 exons. The record is from RefSeq and is a predicted model, not a curated record.
GUUCUGAGUCUGGGAGGGGGUGCAAGAGGGAUGUGAUAGUUACAAAAUAUCCAUCCUUACCAGCUCUGGCUUUUACCGAAAACAGACUAUCCUCGAACAUACUCCUACUCCAAUUUCUACUUCACAUGCUACCUUUCCAUCUCUACCAUUUCGUCUCCCAAGCACACUGAAGCAUUACCAGUGCACAUUACAAACUUUUAAAAUGUAUGUAGCUUUCCCACAGGAAUGUUCAGGAUACUAUAGCUGCAGCGUUAAACGCCCUGAAAUUCCGCAUCCAUCCGAGUUCACCCGUUUACGUGCGCUUUUGGGAAGGGUUUUGUUAAGCCACAAAGGCGGAACAGUCAAGGGUGCUUGGACAAGAGCGGGCCUCUCCCCAGUCCUGCUGUCACCCAGCAGACACAGAGCACUCCUUUUUGUCUCCUAACAGAAAAUUUCGUGAGAUUUCUGUCUUUUGUAGGGAUCCUUGCAUUAAAACCACUUCUGCUGUCGGCGGGCAGGAUGCGCUGGCGCUGCGGGCGGGACCAGCCUGUUGCGGGCAGCAGCGCUGCCGGGGGCUGCGGGCGGCCCUGCCCGCGGCACGGCAUCGCCGCCGGGGACAAAGCCAGCCGGGGGAGCGACGCCUUCCCGGAGCGCUCAAACGCCGGUUCCGGGUGCCCUGCACGCCGCCCCCGCGCCCAUCUCCGCCGCGCUGCCGGGCGAGAGGCAGGACCGCCGCCGCUUCGCGCUCACGCCCAUCGCCGGGAGAAUUGCCUAUGCUUCAAAAUGAAAGUGAGGAAGAAGAAUCCCCAAAAGUAUUAAUUUAAACAAUAAUUAUUGGUUGUAAUUACUAAUUUCACUGACUGCUGGAAUUGUGGAAUUAUUUGGUAACCUCCAACCUCCAUGAUGCAGUUGUGUUUAUUUCCUGCUGUCACGGAGAGGAACUGUUGGAAGAAUACCAUCUGUUCCUGAUGACUUGUUAUAUCAAUUUUGUGGAUUAUUGAUUGUCUAAUCUACUAACACUGGUGUUUGAGACGGACCAACGUCGCCUCUGAUAAAGAAGAUACGUGAUUUAAUAUAAAUGAAGAAUGAUGCAAUAUUCUUUGUAUAGCCUUAUAAGAAUCUUAUUUAAGGAGUUGCAGUAAGACAAACACUGAAAAGAACUUUUCCCUGGUACGAUGUGUUGAAGCAGAGGAACUGGAAUUGCCCACCUUUGUACAAGCUAAGAAAAUGUUUGCUGUUUUGUGAGUGGAAGCAGCUCUGGAGUGAAUUGAACUUCUGAAAAUGCGGCCAUGGACUGGUUCCUGGCGUUGGAUUAUGCUCAUCCUCUUUGCUUGGGGAACUUUACUGUUUUAUAUUGGUGGGCACCUGGUACGAGACAGCGAGCACCCAGAUCACUCCAGUCGGGAAUUAUCCAAGAUCCUUGCUAAACUUGAACGGUUAAAGCAGCAAAAUGAGGACUUAAGGCGCAUGGCAGAAUCUCUCAGGAUACCAGAUGGUCCCAUUGAUCAGGGACCAGCUGCAGGAAAGGUACAUGCUUUAGAGGAGCAACUUCUAAAGGCCAAAGAACAGAUAGAAAACUAUAAGAAGCGGACCGGAGAUGUAGAAGGCCUUGGAAAAGACCAUGAAGUACUGAGAAGGAGGAUUGAAAAUGGGGCUAAGGAACUUUGGUUUUUCCUCCAGAGUGAACUGAAGAAGUUGAAAACUCUAGAAGGAAAUGAACUGCAAACACGCAUUGAUGAAUUUCUGUCUGAUUUGGGUCAUCAGGAAAGGUCAAUAAUGACCGACUUGUACUACCUCAGUCAAACAGAUGGAGCUGGAGAUUGGCGGGAAAAAGAGGCCAAAGAUCUAACAGAUUUGGUACAGAGAAGAAUAACUUAUUUACAGAACCCGAAGGAUUGCAGCAAAGCUAAGAAACUUGUGUGUAACAUCAACAAAGGCUGUGGCUAUGGCUGCCAGCUUCACCAUGUGGUAUAUUGCUUCAUGAUCGCGUAUGGCACCCAGCGCACGCUCAUCCUGGAGUCGCAGAACUGGCGCUACGCCACCGGCGGCUGGGAGACCGUGUUCCGGCCCGUCAGCGAGACCUGCACCGACAGAGCAGGCUCCACCACUGGCCACUGGUCAGGUGAGGCUAAUGAUAAGGAUGUUCAGGUGGUGGAACUUCCCAUUGUUGACAGCUUACACCCACGGCCACCCUAUUUGCCCUUGGCUGUCCCUGAAGACUUGGCUGAUAGACUAAUUCGUGUACAUGGGGAUCCUGCAGUGUGGUGGGUCUCACAGUUUGUGAAAUACUUGAUUCGUCCACAGCCUUGGCUAGAAAAAGAAAUAGAGGAAGCCACAAGGAAACUUGGUUUCAAACAUCCAGUGAUCGGUGUUCACGUCCGAAGGACAGACAAAGUAGGGACAGAGGCAGCAUUUCACCCCAUUGAAGAGUACAUGGUACACGUGGAGGAGCGGUUUGAGCUGCUUGCUCGCAGGAUGCAUGUUGAUAAAAAAAGAGUCUAUUUGGCUACAGAUGACCCUUCGUUGUUGCAAGAGGCAAAAUCCAAGUAUCCAAAUUAUGAAUUUAUCAGUGAUAACUCCAUAUCCUGGUCAGCAGGACUCCAUAACCGAUACACUGAAAACUCUCUAAGAGGUGUCAUUCUGGAUAUUCACUUUUUGUCUCAGGCAGACUUCCUGGUCUGUACAUUUUCAUCCCAGGUUUGUCGAGUUGCCUAUGAAAUUAUGCAGACAUUGCAUCCAGAUGCUUCAGCGUAUUUCCAUUCUUUGGAUGAUAUCUACUACUUUGGGGGACAGAAUGCUCACAACCAGAUUGCUAUUUAUGCUCAUCAUCCACGAACUGCUGAUGAAAUUCCUAUGGAACCUGGAGAUAUAAUUGGAGUAGCUGGAAACCACUGGGAUGGUUAUUCAAAAGGCAUCAAUAGGAAAUUAGGAAGAACAGGCCUGUACCCAUCCUAUAAAGUUAAGGAGAAAAUUGAGACAGUCAAGUAUCCUACAUACCCAGAGGCUGACAAGUAGAUUAAAAGGAAGACAUUCAGAAGUUAUUAUAAUAAAACUCAAUUUUGAUUGGUUCAAACCAGUCAACAACACACUAACUAUUGGUUUCUAUGGGAUUCGAAUUUGCAUUUUAUCAUGCGGUUAAAAUCAAAGCCUUUGUAAUGAAACUGGAGAAGAAACUGAGAACAAGUGGAUGGGCUAUUGUCUGAACUUACUCUUAAACAUUUUUGUUAUAUGCACUCUCACACAUGCACACACAAACCCACGUACAACAGGAAAACUGUUGUUUUAUACUUCUUGUCUCUUUUCAGGAGUUGUCCCAGUCAUUAGUCUUACGUGAGCUUUGGGCUCUUUCCUCCGCCAUUAAUUGACAAUAAUGUUCAGACUUAUAACACUGCCACAUUGUGUAAUUUGAGUGACAUGAACAUAUUUUGUAUGUGCAAAAUUUGAAACAUGGUGCCUAUAUUUGAAAAGUUUGUGACCUUUUUAGAAGAGCCAUGCCUGUUUCACAAUGGGCAAGAGUCCACUUUCAUCUGGUGUUACCAUGACCACUGAACUUGCUUCAAACAACAGAUUCAGAUUUCAGACUAGAUUUCUUUACAAGUAUGGGGUUUUUUUAGCAUUCCAUUGAUUACUUCUCAUAAUUAAUAAAAUAAAGGUUACAUUCAACAA